AUGGUUACAAAUCACGAAGAGGUGAAGCUUUUGGGGGCUAUAGGAAGCGCAUUUGUGUGUAGGGUUCAGAUUGCUCUUAAGUUGAAGGGAAUUGAAUACAAAUUUGUUCAAGAAAACUUGGCCAACAAAAGUGAUCUUCUCCUCAAAUACAACCCAGUUUAUAAAAAGAUUCCGGUUUUUGUUCACAAUGAGAAGCCCGUAUCAGAGUCUCUGGUGAUUCUUGAAUACAUUGAUGAGACCUGGAAACAAAAUCCUAUCUUGCCUUUUGAACCAUAUCAAAGAGCCUUGGCUCGGUUUUGGUCCAAGUUCAUCGACGAAAAGAUUGUGUCUGCUUCUAUUAAAGCUGUUCAUAUCAUUGAUGAUGAUAAAGAGCGUGAGAAGAAUGUUGCUGAAACAUCUGAUUCUCUUCGGUUUCUUGAGAAUGAGUUGAAGGACAAGUUCUUUGGGGGAGAAGAGAUUGGUUUUGUGGAUAUUGCUGCUGUGUUCAUAGCUUUUUGGAUCCCUUUGAUUCAAGACGUAACAGGGUUGCAAUUGUUUACUGCUGAAAAGUUUCCAAAGCUUUACAAAUGGAGUCAAGAAUUUCUCAACCAUCCAAUUGUUAAGCAGUGUUUGCCUCCUAGAGACCCUGUUUUUGCCUAUUUCAAAGCUCACUAUGAUAGCCUCAUUGCUUCGAAAUAG
Lathyrus sativus (Indian pea) is the source of this 678-nucleotide messenger RNA. NCBI's taxonomy places the organism in Eukaryota, Viridiplantae, Streptophyta, Magnoliopsida, Fabales, Fabaceae. The record is from the annotation of a GenBank genome assembly.